This is a messenger RNA of Talaromyces rugulosus, 921 nucleotides long. RefSeq lists its product as uncharacterized. The transcript is spliced from 2 exons. The coding region runs from base 1 to 921 and encodes 306 amino acids. Lineage: Eukaryota; Fungi; Ascomycota; Eurotiomycetes; Eurotiales; Trichocomaceae. The record is from RefSeq and is a predicted model, not a curated record.
AUGCCUCAUGUCACGUACAAGUACACGUACAAAUACUCCGGGCUGGCCUCUAUUGACAGUCUACCUCUAGGCCUCCCACAUCUCCUGCCCAAGAGACAGAAUCGCCAGCACCGGCAUCACAGGUCUGUUUCAACACCAAAAGAAGACCGACCACCGCGGCCGCUCUAUCUUACCGUGAACAACCACCACUACGGGCAUACCCAUCGCAAGGGUUACCAAUUGCCACAGAACUCGUCCUCGGAACACGAAGCCAGGCUAUACCGAGAUCACGACGGCCUUGUUCGGGAAUACUAUACAAGUGAACCCCGCGGCACCAAAUACUACUCCGAGGAUGCACUUGCCUCUGAGUCCUACAAUGAUUCUUCACCUUCAGCUCCAAGGUCACAACUGCCGCAUUCCUCUUUGCCUUCUGAGCACAAGUGCAUCCUUGCCUCUCCGUUGCCCGCAACACCAACCGGAUGCUUAAUUCCCGGAACUCAGCUUGCCCUCAACAUCCCUCGUGCUCUCUCUAACACAACCAACUUCGGAGUUUCGAAGAACGAUGGUCUUACUUAUGGGUAUAUAUUUCCAACCAAACAUGCUGUCGUCAACCUUAUCGAGCCAGAAUGUUUGCCUUUUGAUGGGACUAGUGGUUUCCUGUUCCAAGUCUACAAAGUGCCGACUUGUUUGACUUUGCGCGAUUUUAUUAAUCAAAUUGUGCCAUCUAAACCCGGCAGUGCAGAGAGAAGCCCCUCUGCUCGGGGAAUCAUUGAAUGUAUCAAUCUGGACAAUCGCUCGUGGGAACGGGGGCAGGAAUUCUGGAUUGGCGGUCCUCGAGGCGAUCUCGAGUCUAUGAAAUUCAAUGUCAAGGCCUGCACUUUGGAGGAUGUCGGCUGGACCGAAGAGAGAAGCCCAAUUUGGGUGGCCAGAACUUUUGUUUAG